AUGGUAUUCAUCUACCAAAAUCGUCUUCAGACUGUCAUCACCGGACCGGUGUACCUUUAUCGUCCAGGAGAUAGCGACUUCGUGCCCAAAGGAGUCGGAUACUGGAACGGCCUCAACUCCUCCGAUCCUCAAAAUACCAUAACUUGCCCCGAUAUCCAUCCCAAAGGAUAUGGCUACCGCGUCGUCAUCGUCCCAGACCGUGACUCUCCUGCCCGAAAGCCGCAACAUAGCCUCACGUUUCCCAUCGUGUCUCAAUCUUGGCUCACUACGGGCUACGACAAGGUCUAUCUCUUUGAACCCACAAGCGUCCAUGACGAUACCAAGUGGAGCUCUACUGGAAAGCAGCUACUCGCUUGGCAGGACACGAAUCACACGUUUGAUGAGUUCGAUGUGUGGCUGCACAAGAGCGCGGACGUGACUUGGGGUCCGAAACUUCUCACACACGUUGUGAACGCUAGCUGUCCGCUGGCACCAGCAACCGGGAGCUGCUCAGCUAUAGAGUACUACUUCGAGUACCACAAGCAGCUACCGAAGGGCGAAGGCUGGCAACUUGUGUUCCAGCAGGGGAGGCAGGAGAAGAGGGUGUUUGCCGUGUCAGGGUUGAUCGAGAUUGUUGAUAGCCCGGUGACGACGAACACUUUUCCGUAUUCUUGGACGCCCAUUAGGACGAUUGCCAGCGAAGCUACUACGAGAUGAACGUGUGGUGUGGGCGCCAUGGACUUCUACGGUUUACGUUAUCAAUGGACCUUCUACUACUGUUGAGAUUAUACUGCACAUAAGGUCUCAUGAACCUAUCAUGAUCUCCGU
Messenger RNA from Dacryopinax primogenitus, 807 nucleotides. RefSeq lists its product as uncharacterized. The transcript is spliced from 4 exons. The record is from RefSeq and is a predicted model, not a curated record. Bases 1 to 696 code for a protein of 231 amino acids. NCBI's taxonomy places the organism in Eukaryota, Fungi, Basidiomycota, Dacrymycetes, Dacrymycetales, Dacrymycetaceae.